AUGCUCUCAUUCACCAACCCCAACAAUGUCUCAAUCAUCACAGGCGCACCCCCAAGCAUCCACGGCAUCGCGGGGAACUUCUUCCUAGACCGCUCGACCGGCAAAGAAACCAUGAUCUGCGACGACUCACUACUCCGCGGAUCCACGCUGCUCGAACAGAUGUCGCAGCACGGAGUGCGCGUAGCAGCCAUAACGGCUAAGGACAAGCUGCGGAAGAUCCUCGCCCACGGGCUGAAGGGCGACGCCGUCUGUUUCUCGGCGGUGGAGGCUUCCGAAUGCACCCUGGCGGAAAACGGGAUCGCGGAUGUUGAGCAGUGCCUUGGACGACCCGCUCCGAGCCAAUACUCCGCUAACCUAUCCUUUCCGGAGGCUGAUGACUUUGUGAAGGCCAUUGAUGAUCGACUGGCAAAACUGGCUGUGAUGGCGAUUGUCGGCGUAGUUGGUGACCACGGCAUGAGUCGCAAGUCUAACGAUGCGGGAGAGCCCGAUGUGCUGUUCCUUGAAGACGUAUUAGACGCGAAAUUUGGUGAGAAUGCAGCACGGGUCAUCUGUCCCAUAACGGACCCGUUCGUGCGUCAUCAUGGAGCUCUUGGAUCGUUUGUGCGCGUCUAUCUUAAGGAUCAGAGCUUGUUGGAAUCGGUGCUUGCUUUGUGCCAGGCCUUGCCAGAAACCGAGGUUGCCCUUAGCGGAGAAGAUGCGGCGAGGAAGUACGAUAUGCCUUUGGAUCGGGAAGGUGAUAUUGUGGUCAUUUCGACGUCGUCGACGGUUAUCGGAAGAUGUGAAUCGGUGCACGGCCUGUCCACUGUGAAGGACUUUUCACUGCGAUCUCAUGGCGGGUUGAGCGAGCAGGUAGUUCCGGUGAUCAUGUCAAGGGCGGUUGAGGAUGUCCAGAUCAAACAGAAGUGA
Molecule: messenger RNA, 906 nt
Organism: Aspergillus oryzae RIB40
Lineage: Eukaryota; Fungi; Ascomycota; Eurotiomycetes; Eurotiales; Aspergillaceae
Exons: 3
Coding region: 1-906 (301 amino acids)
Source: RefSeq, a predicted model, not a curated record